This is a messenger RNA of Ooceraea biroi (clonal raider ant), 1407 nucleotides long. RefSeq names its product mus81 structure-specific endonuclease subunit (gene mus81). NCBI's taxonomy places the organism in Eukaryota, Metazoa, Arthropoda, Insecta, Hymenoptera, Formicidae. Gene Ontology annotation, molecular function: crossover junction DNA endonuclease activity; 3'-flap endonuclease activity; DNA binding. The record is from RefSeq and is a predicted model, not a curated record. Gene Ontology annotation, cellular component: nucleus; Holliday junction resolvase complex. Gene Ontology annotation, biological process: resolution of meiotic recombination intermediates; DNA catabolic process; double-strand break repair via break-induced replication.
CAACUGCCCAUAUAUGUCAAUCGUUUUUGUCAACAUAAAAUUCAAAGUAUUGUGUAUAUAUGUCGAAGCAUGAAGAGGGUUAAAGUCGUACUUGACAGGCCGAACCGUCUGUUCGAGAUCUGGCUGGAGGAAUGGAGAAACGAAGCGGUCCUCCGGAAUUCCGAAUUACGCCAUCACUUCGCGAAAGCCUUGGAUUCGCUGAAGAGGUACCCGUUGCCCUUGGAGUCCGGCAAAGAAUGCAUAAUCCUGCAACACUUCGGCACGAAACUGUGCUCGAUGCUGGACAGAAAAUUAAAAGAACACAGGGGGCAGCAAUCCGCUCGGGCAGUUGACACUCGCCUUCCUGAAUCUGCCGACAAUGAGGAACGCGUGACCGUGUCGAGGAAGCAACCUGCAAAAGGGGAUAAGUUCGUUGAGACGCAGGAGAAAACGCUAGUAGCCAGGCAAGCUAGAAACGCCAAGAAGACCGCAUCGAAGAGACUGGUAAAUGCUGAUGAAAUUACGUCAAACGAGACUGACAGGCAAAUUUACUUAGAACCUGAUACUUUUGAUGUUAUAUUGUUGGUGGAUACCCAAGAAACUUGUGGUGGCAAAACGAAGCCUCAGCAUGAUGCUACGCUUGUGGAACUGACACAACUUGGUGUGCUCUUCGAGGUACGUCACUUGAAGAUCGGUGAUUUUGCGUGGAUCGCUAGAAGUAGAAGAAGAACUAAUGAUGAAUUGGUAAUACCAUAUAUAGUGGAAAGAAAACGGAUGGAUGAUUUAAGCGCAAGUAUUAUAGAUGGGAGAUUUCAUGAACAAAAGUUUCGAUUGAAGCUAUCUGGCAUCGAGAAUCUCAUGUAUAUAGUAGAGAGUAUCGAUAAAAACUCCCGAUUUUCCAUACCGCUUCCAUCCUUGUUGCAAGCUUCUGUAAACUGUCUGGUGCAAGAUGGUUUUACUGUGCAAUACACGAGGAAUCAUAAGGAUUCUAUAUUGUACCUGUCAUGCUUAACUAAAAACUUAAUCGAACUUUACAGGGGUAAGAAACUCGUUGGGUGCAAGAAAGAACACCUCACGCGAACAGAUACUUCAGAUGACACGAUGCGUCUCAUGGGAUUCAACGAGUUCAAUAAAGCAUCUUCUAAGCAGAGAACAUUUAAGGUGAGUGAGAUGUUCAUUCGCCAGCUAUUGCAACUAAAGGGCAUGUCCAUCGACAAAGCAGCGGCGAUUGUAGAGCGUUACGCUACGCCGCAAAAUCUUAUUACAGCUUUGCAAAGUGCCGAUAAAAACGGAGAGCAGUUAUUGGCAGGCAUACAAGUCGGCGACAAGAAACGACAACUGGGGCCCGCAAUUAGUAGAACCAUUUAUCAGCUUUACACAAUGAAUGAUCUGAGUUGACCUCAAUAAAGAUUUUUAGAUAUAUACCCA